GAAUUCCAGGUAUUCUCGUGCUUCUCGUGGGGUUUUCACCAGACUCUGAAAAUUUUGAACUUUGAGAUCCAACGUGUCGACUCGGUCAUCGCUCAGAGAGAGAGGUUCCUCCGUCAUGUACAGCGGCUCCAGUGACGGCGAAACCCAUGAGGCCGCGCAGAGGAAAAUUCCGCCGGCCUCGUCCAUGUUGUGGGUCAGAAAUUUACGUCGAUUCAUCGGAUCCGGUGCUGGUCUUGGAUCCGAAGCAUUGAUGGAGCUUGAAACAAAAAGGAUUUUGCUUGACAUUUUUAAAGAAAAGCAGAAGAAAAGUGCUGAAGCUGGUUCAAUUCCAAGUUUCUAUAAGAAGAAACCUGAAGAGGGAUCAAUCAGUCAUAGGGUACAGAGAUUGGCAAAGUUUCGGUUUCUAAAGAAACAAUCAGAUCUUUUGCUGAAUGCUGAUGACUUGGAUGCAAUGUGGGUCUGUUUGAGAGAAAAUUGUGUGAUUGAUGACGCCACUGGUGCAGAAAAGAUGAAUUAUGAAGACUUUUGCCACAUAGCCUCUGUAUGCACAGAACAAAUAGGUCCCAAAUGCAGACGCUUUUUCAGUCCUUCAAACUUCAUGAAGUUUGAGAAAGAUGAGCAGGGAAGAAUUGCCAUCCUACCGUUCUACCUUUAUGUGAUGCGAACAGUUUCUCUUACACAGGCAAGAAUUGACAUGAGUGAGCUUGAUGAGGAUUCUGAUGGUUUCCUUCAGCCACAUGAAAUGGAAUCCUAUAUAAGGGGUCUUAUUCCAAACUUAGCACAAUUACGUGAUAUGCCGGCAGCAUUUGUGCAAAUGUAUUGUCGCAUAGCUGCACACAAAUUCUUCUUCUUUUGUGAUCCUCAUAGGCGAGGAAAGGCCUGCAUUAAGAAAGUAUUGCUUAGUAAUUGUCUCCAAGAACUGAUGGAGCUUCACCAGGAAAGUGAAGAAGAAGUCCCAGACACAGAACAAGCGGAAAACUGGUUCUCUUUGACAUCUGCUCAACGAAUAUGUGAUAUGUUUCUUGCCCUUGAUAAAGAUGCGAAUGGGACAUUGAGCAAGCAGGAGCUUCGAGAAUAUGCUGAUGGAACUUUGACUGAAAUCUUUAUCGAGAGAGUAUUUGAUGAACAUGUUCGUCGCGGAAAGAGUGGUGGUGGUAAUGCCCGGGAGAUGGACUUCGAAAGUUUCUUGGAUUUUGUCUUGGCUUUAGAGAACAAAGACACCCCAGAAGGCUUGACUUAUUUGUUCCGAUGUCUUGAUCUUCAGGGCCGGGGUUACCUUACAACAGCUGAUAUUCACUCCCUUUUCAGAGAUGUACACCAGAAAUGGAUAGAGGGCGGCAACUAUGAACUCUGCAUUGAAGAUGUAAGAGAUGAAAUCUGGGACAUGGUCAAGCCAGUAGAUCCUCUUAAGAUCACAUUGGCUGAUCUUCUGGCUUGCAAACAGGGUGGAACUGUAGCCAGUAUGCUCAUAGAUGUGCGUGGCUUCUGGGCUCAUGACAAUAGAGAAAAUCUUCUCCAGGAAGAAGAAGAACCAGAAGAAGAAUAAUAUCGUACCUCUCCAGAACAUGCUAACAGAAAACUGUUGCCUGAUAAUUUUCUUUGGAUAUGUGAUUCUCACAAGAUGCAUCCCUUGGAUCUGUUAGAUCUGCGAUUCGUUAGUUGUGUGUAGUGUAUCUUGUAUCUUAAGCUGAUUUCAAAACAUCAGUACUAGUGUAUCUAGCCCUGUAUUGAAACUAAACAUCUUUGUUUGGCCUACUUUUUGUGAUGAUAUAAUGUGGAAAUAUCUUGUUCAUCUAUGUCAAGCAACGAUGGAUCUCCUCUUUAAUCA
Neltuma alba is the source of this 1828-nucleotide messenger RNA. RefSeq names its product probable serine/threonine-protein phosphatase 2A regulatory subunit B'' subunit TON2. Lineage: Eukaryota; Viridiplantae; Streptophyta; Magnoliopsida; Fabales; Fabaceae. The transcript is spliced from 12 exons. Gene Ontology annotation, cellular component: spindle. The record is from RefSeq and is a predicted model, not a curated record. Gene Ontology annotation, biological process: regulation of dephosphorylation; cortical cytoskeleton organization; microtubule cytoskeleton organization. Gene Ontology annotation, molecular function: calcium ion binding. The coding region runs from base 116 to 1546 and encodes 476 amino acids.